Messenger RNA from Haplochromis burtoni (Burton's mouthbrooder), 2669 nucleotides. RefSeq names its product F-box protein 34 (gene fbxo34). The transcript has 4 exons. Bases 434 to 2335 code for a protein of 633 amino acids. Gene Ontology annotation, molecular function: protein binding. The record is from RefSeq and is a predicted model, not a curated record. Lineage: Eukaryota; Metazoa; Chordata; Actinopteri; Cichliformes; Cichlidae.
GUGCGCGUGCUCGAUAGGGAGCUUUACUAUGUAGUUAGGUGAGGAGCGCGCACCUCCGUGCUGCGUUUAAGCGUUAAACAGUUUAAAAGUGGGUCCACGCACCGGCGAAGCGAAGGCACCGACAGCAGCUGGGCUACGGACAGUCAGGACACCCCGGACCGGAGGACUGCACCGUCUGCGGUCGCUGCCAGCGGAGCUCCCCAGUGGACGGACUCAGCUUCCUCCUUCAGGGUGUGUGUGCGGUCACAUCCUGACUCCUUUGGAGACCUUGGCGCAGGAGAAACAGUGCCUGGUUUAGCUUCCUGUGUGGGAGGAGUCAAGGCGAACGUCUGAGAAAUGUGAAGCUGAAGGAUCAGCGGAGCUGUCACUCAAACCAGUACCACGCCCCCCAGCACCACCACCGGCCAAUCAGCACACAGAGUGGAGGACCAUCAUGCACCUGAAGUCUUACCCGAAGCUCGUGCGUUCAGAGCUGCGUCUCGAUGCGUCCGGCAUUCAGACGGGGACGCAGCGGAGCAGUCUGUUUGUGAGCCAGCAGGGGGGGCUGCUCAGGACGUACACUGGUAACCAUGGCAGCAGCAGCCGCUUCCCAUUCAGUGUAAUCUCCGCCAACACGCUGCGAUGCCCAGCAAACGCCAUCACAAGCAGCAUGACGUCGCUCUGCCUCAAGACGCAGUCCGGCACCACCCUGCAGCACCUCCCACUGCUGCCGCCAGGCUGCGAGAACAACACGCCCAAACUGUUCCAGACUGCCGCUGAGGAUGCUGACACGCCGCUGGAUGUCUGGACCGUCAUCAAACCCGGACACGUCCGCGAGAAGAUCGCCAUCUUUGUUUCAGAGAGGGGACGAGAAGAUGGCGCCGGAGGUGGAGAGUGUGCUGCGAACAACAGGGACAGGGCGCCGGCACCAUGCACCAACUACAGCGUUGGGACGGGGCUGUCACGAGCCGGGAAGGCAAAGGGCAGCUGGGAUGAAAACUGUACCGCCAAACGGCGCCGCAGGUCCGGAAACACCCAAAAUCUUCAGCAAGACCAGAGAGCUUGUGACCUCAGACCUGCUCCGCAGCGCCCGAACUCCGGUCAGCAGUGUGGUGGCGAACUGGGGACAGCAGAGGAGGCGGACCCGAAAGUGUCAGUGGUGGACAUGGUGGCGUUUCUGGAGCAGAGAGUGAGUGAGCAGCAGCUGGACUCCAAACCUGUGCUCGCUCUCCAGAGGAGCUGCACCACCAUCAUGCUCUCCAAAGCCCCGCCCACCAAGCUCAGGGACGGCUCGGAGCACAGGGGGGAGGAGCCAGAAAGCAUCAGAGUGUCAGAUAUGGUGGCGAGACUAGAGUCUGAGUGUCUUAGGCGGCGGGCAGAGGGCAACCUGUCGCGUAGCAACAGCCUGCGGAGGACAGCGGGGCGUGUGCUGCUCGCCGCUGCCACAGGUCACAGCUCCACCCCCAGCCAGCCUGCGUCACCAUCAUCACCUGCAGCUCAGUGUCUGAACAGGGAACCAGUCGGCUGUCUUCCGGCCUCAGCUUUGACCACGCCCCUUUCAGGUGAGCUGGUCAAGUCGGAGGAGGCUGCAGGUGUGGAGAGGGAGCGCACUGUAACAGAGACUCACCUUAAGGCCCCGCCCUCUGAGGAGGAGGAGCCUGUGCCUGGCUUAUUGUUUUUGUCUCCAACACCUGAGAAAUGCGAAGACUCCACCCCCUCCCCCACACACUCGGCACACCACCCCCCAUGCCACAGAGCCACCUAUGUGCUUCAACCUUUUAAGCCCUCCCCCUGCAGUACUGAUAGCCAAUCAGAGAAGACUAGGAGGAGAGGAACUGAGGAUGCUGGCGUAGUUAGCAACCCUGCCUCGGCGCCUCUGGUGUGGCGUGCGUCGGCGUCGCAGGACUUCCUUGAGAAGCGUCAGCGGCUGCAGCAGCUGCUGGAGCCGCAGCCGUACUUGACAGCGCUGCCACACCACCUGCUCGUCAAGAUCUUCCUACUGCUGCCGACGCAGAGCCUUGCCGCGCUCAAGUGCGCCUGCAGUUACUUCAAGUUCAUCAUCGAGAACUACGGCGUGCGGCCCGCUGACUCGCUGUGGGUGUCAGACCCCCGUUACCGUGACGACCCCUGCAAGCAGUGCAAGAAGCGUUACGGGCGCGGCGAUGUGUCGUUGUGCCGCUGGCACCACAAGCCGUACUGCCAGGCGUUGCCGUAUGGCCCAGGGUACUGGAUGUGUUGCCAUGGCGCCCGCAGGGACACGCCUGGCUGCAAUGUGGGUCUCCAUGACAACCGCUGGGUCCCGGCGUUCCACAGCAUUAAUGUGCCCAUCUACCGCAGGAGUAACCAUGACGACUGAUUGUUUAUCUGACCCUCUUACUGAUCGAUCAGCUGAUUGGCUUAUUGAUUAAGCUUCAUCUUUUUGAUUCUGAGAUGCAGAGGUUCCUGAUGAUCACCUGACUGAUGGAGGCUGAGAGAUGGGUGAGUGGGUGGAGCUUCAGGGGUCGACGACCUCUCUGUGCACCUUGUUUGUUUACAUUUGAGUGUUUGUUUUUUUUUCCUGUGCGAUCAGCUGAUUGAUAAUCAUUGAUGAAUCGAGGCCUUGAGCGUGGAGUCGGUGAUUGAGAGUUUUAGAGUGUGUCGUUUGUCUGCUCCGUUUUUCUGUGCUUUAAUAAAGAGCUUUUUUCAUUGUU